UUUUAAAGGGUAUUGGCAGCAAAAAAUUUUAUUGCUUCAUCUGAAAGAGCAUAAAAAAGUAAGCCGAAGUUGUUCCGAAGUUAUACGCAAAAAUGUGUAAAAUAUAAGUUGCUGAUUCAGCACAACGUGUGACGUCAUUGGUUGGGUAAGUAUGUUUAAUGAAUACUAAACUGAAGCAUAGCUCAGUUAUUAUUGGCCCAAAUCAAAUGAAAUUUUGCAUACCGAUUGUACAUGACGAGUCAUCCUCGUUCUCAGGGCCUCUCGGCUGCACGCAUCCUCCCUAGGCCUUGGGACACACCGAACCGGAACUGCAAGAAAACUUGCACUAAUUUCUAAUGCGCAUGCUUGAGUGCCAGUGUUUGUUUACAAGUUUGUACAUAAAUUUAUAUACCUCGAUUUAUAAAAUACAACUUUACAAAAUAUCUUGAUAGAUUUUUUUUUAAAUGACGAACUUUGGCGUCGAGGUUCUUGGUUUGGCGAUAAAACAUGCUCUUCAUGUACUAGGAAGGGAAGAUAUAACGUUUAAACAAGCCCAAUAUGACGCUAUUCAUUCGAUUGUGUGUGGAAAAAAGGAUGUGUUAGCCGUUCUUCCCACUGGAUUCGGAAAGUCCCUGAUCUACCAGUGUAUUUCUCCUGUAUUCGAUUUUUUGGAGUACCGUACAGGGUCAACAAUCGAGCAGAGAUUGCUUGUUAUUGUUGUGUUGCCGCUGAAUGUGUUAAUUCAAGAUCAAAUUGACAAAUUGAAAGAUGUACAAAAUAUCAGUUUGCAUUGCAAAUGCUGACUAUGUGAUAUCCGUUCAAGAAGGGGUGAAUGUUUGUGAGUAAACCAGCGCAAAUCUUCAGAUGAAAUACCUUCAAAUUGUCAAAUUCUGUUUGCACAUCCGAAGCUAUCAUUGAAAUGCGAGAAAUAAGAUCAACUCGCGUACAAAAAAGAGUGAAGGCGAUAACUGUAGACGAAGCACAUUUAGCAGUUGAAUGGUAGGUGAAUGACCAAACUUUUUGCUAUUUUUUGGAAAAUCUCUUAAGCUACCCUCCAGGAAAAUUUAAAGUAACCCCCCCUUCCCCCAUAGGAUUUCCAGACCCCUUAUUAAUGGGGGGGGGGAGCCUAUAUUAGAGACCUUAAGAUUUGCGUUUACUUCGAACCGCGAACGUGAAAAUGUCACGUGACCUUCACCUUGCCGUCAAGUUUGCCGUCUGAGGUUCACGUUUGAACGCGAAGGAGUGCUUCUAGAGGUAAGUCAAUUACUGCAGAGUUUUAUUGCUACUAAACCAUUGUAAAGCCAUGUUUAUAUCCUGCAGAUUGCUUCUUUUAUUUCACAAGUACUGGAUUUUAAUAUUUAUGAGGUUCUAUAGAAAGUUUCCAGGCGAGUUUUGACUUUUAAAAGCAAGUUGUACGAGCACGAUGAAAACAACGAUGGCGCCAGGCAUUCCAAAACAAGUUGACUUUCGCUAGAUUUGCAAGAGUUUAUAAAUUGUGUACAUUUCUUUGAAAUAUCGUCAACUCAGACGUAACUUAGACAUUAACUGAUAUUUUAUCUAGAAAAUGGCCCCGUUCAGAUGGUCAAAUGUGGCCUAUGACAUAUUAUUGUGCAAGGAAGUUCUCGCACGAAGACCCUCGUCGCCAAUGGAAUGGGAAAGUGUAGCUGAAACCUUGAGUGAAAUAUUCAGCAUUGCAGAAAAAGUGGUAAUCCUAAAAGGAAGAGGUUGUAGAGAGAGAGUUGACCGUUUACUUAUGAAAUACAAUGAAGAGGAUAAGAAAAAUCUUAAAAAGUAAGCUUCUGUAUAUAUUUUGAAUAUAAAUUUUAGACUGUCAAUACAGUACAGGUUGAUAUUUAUAGACUUGUGAAUACAACUGCGUUUAAAUCGAUGUGUGUGAUUAAUUAUACGUUUUAGAUCAGGUACUGAAGAGGAGUACUCUGAACUGCAUCAGUUGUUAGAAGAUAUAAGUACUUACAAGAGAGAUAUAGAAGACUUAAAAAACGUAAAGAUGAAAGGAAGAGAGCGGAAAAAGGAAAAAGAAAGGCUGGACAAAGCAAAAGGAACUGAGAUGAGGAAUGAAGCUUUAUCUGGAAUGUCAA
Paramuricea clavata is the source of this 2078-nucleotide messenger RNA. The record is from the annotation of a GenBank genome assembly. Lineage: Eukaryota; Metazoa; Cnidaria; Anthozoa; Malacalcyonacea; Plexauridae.